Molecule: messenger RNA, 2121 nt
Organism: Athalia rosae (coleseed sawfly)
Lineage: Eukaryota; Metazoa; Arthropoda; Insecta; Hymenoptera; Athaliidae
Gene: Caf1-105
Product: chromatin assembly factor 1 subunit B
Exons: 8
Coding region: 77-1828 (583 amino acids)
Biological process (GO): DNA replication-dependent chromatin assembly; nucleosome assembly
Cellular component (GO): CAF-1 complex; nucleus
Molecular function (GO): protein binding
Source: RefSeq, a predicted model, not a curated record
AACAGCUGCAUAGUCGCAUUUCAUGAUUACAUGAACUGUGUAAUUUCUACCAGGCUGGCAUGGAUCACCAGAGUAAAUGAACUGUGAUGUCCCGUUUUCAUAUUUCAGUGAGGGGGGAAAUUUUCCUGGAAAAAAGGUCAGGCAAACAAAGGUGCGUUUCGCACCGUGCCAACAUUCUGCAUCACACUUGUCAAGUUUCGCCGGUACAGUAAAAAUGAAGUGUACGAUUCCGGAAAUAUCUUGGCAUAAUCGUGAUCCUGUAUUAAGUGUUGACCUAAAACCUGGAAUAAACACAUCACCUGACGGCAAUGAUUUCUGGCGUUUGGCCACUGCGGGUGCGGACUCACAUGUCUUGAUUUGGCAUCUGAGAGUAAACGAACUUGGAGCAACGUUAGUGGAAUUUGCUGCUGAUUUAAAUCGCCAUCAGAAAGCAGUCAAUGUUGUACGAUUUUCACCCUCUGGUGAGAUUCUUGCAUCUGGUGACGACGAGUCUGCAAUUAUAUUAUGGAAAGAGCGAAGUGAAUCAGAGCCCCCACCACUUGUGGGAGAUGAAACAAAUCAAAAUAAAGAGCAAUGGAAUUUGUGGAAGGUUUUACGUGGCCACAUUGAAGAUGUCUAUGAUUUAAGCUGGUCACCGGAUUCGAACUUUCUAGUGUCAGGUUCUGUGGAUAACACAGCAAUUUUCUGGGAUAUCCAAAAAGGACGAAAUACAGGAAUGAUCUCGGAACACAAAGGAUUUGUUCAAGGUGUUUCGUGGGACCCACGCAAUCAAUAUGUCUGUACAUUAAGCACAGAUAGGCAAUGCCGUCUGGUUGAUAUAAAAUCUAAGAGAAUACUUCAACGAAUUGGUAAAGCUAAGAUUCCAACACCAGAUAAUCAUCCGUUGAAAGGAAAGACUGUACGUUUAUUUCACGACGACACAUUUCAGUCGUUCUUCAGGCGUCUCACUUUUUCAUCCGAUGGCUUACUGAUUAUCGCACCAUCUGGCAUUAUUGAGCCCCAAGAAUCAUCAGAAAAGUUAUCUAAUGCAACAAUAAUUUUUUCACGACACAACAUUAAAGAACCUAUUAUUGUUCUACCAUCUUUAGAGCAAUCUACAAUAGCUGUUCGAUGCUGUCCUGUUUAUUUCGAAUUGAGAGAAGAUGGUCCGGUGUCUUUAAUUGAUCUUCCAUAUAGAAUGAUAUUUGCAGUAGCUACACAGAGUUCUGUACUUAUAUAUGACACUCAACAAGUUUCUCCUAUUGCAGUAGUUUCUAAUAUUCACUACACCAGGUUAACCGACGUCACUUGGUCAUCUGAUGGGCAUCUAUUGGUUGUAUCAUCCACAGAUGGUUAUUGUUCGAUAGUUCAUUUUCAAGAUGGAGAAUUGGGAAAAAUAUACGAAGCUAACCCAAUCACAGACAGUAUUGUGGAAGACAAACCCUUCCAGUUAUUAUCAUCUGAGAAGCCUACCGUAAUUGCCACUGAUGAUGGAAAGGCUGAAAAAUUGGCAUUCAUUAGUGAUGUGUAUAGUGAUGCAAUGGAUAUUGAUAUUACAAAAAUGGUAAAAACAACAGAGUUGGUAAGGGAGUCAUUAGUUGUUAAUGAUAAACAGCAGAGCGAAGACGAAAGUAUGAAAGACACUAAUCCUACUGAUGCCAAUGCUCCAAUUGUUGAAGAAACUGAAGAUAUUCAACUGGUCUAUGAAGAAAGUAAUACGGGAAUUAAUAAUGAUGCUAUUAAAAAAACCCCACCAAAACCUGUCGUUCCUAUUGUAAGGUCUGUCAAAACUCCUCGAAGAGUACAGCUCAUUACACUAUCCAGUCCAAGGGGUGGAAAAAAAAAUUGACUUGAAAUUUCAGUGUGUCGAUAAUGUAUUUUGAUACUUACAGUGUCUUGCCCUGGUUUCCAGCCAGCAGGGCAGACCUCCCCGUGUUCGUCUGUAUAUUGGAAUGCCUGUACCAAACGUAAGGUUUCAUCGACCGAUCUUCCAACUGGUAGAUCGUUCAUUGUGAUUUGGCGCAGUAUUCCUUUGCCAUCGAUGAUGAACAGAGCUCUGUAAAUAAUCAGAAUAUUAUUUGACAAUAUAUAUUAUUUGCAUUUUUAUACAAAAUAAAUAAUUGAAAGCUUGAUUUUAUCAGA